AUGAAUCCGGCCCAGCGGUACCACAAGGUGAUCGCUAAUCUGCCGGCGCAUGAUGUUUCCACUCGCGGCUGGAACAUUCCUUCGGAAUUUGUUUUGGCUGACCCGCAGUUCGAUAAAUCAGCCCCGAUUGAUCUUAUCCUUGGUGCCCGUCAUUACGCUUCCUUCUUUACGAACGUAAAAUCGCACGAGCUUGCUCCGAACAUUCCAACUAUGCUGAACAGCGUGUUUGGGUGGGUCAUGAUUGGUCCCACCUCUCCUCAGAAUCCUGCAUCUCCGACCGAUUGCACCGCCGCGUCCACAAUCGUCUGCAUGGCAUCCCUGGAGGAGUCUCUCGAACGCUUUUGGAAGCUGGAAGAGUUAAGCGUCAAUGAUUCGUACUCACCUGAUGAGCGGCGAUGCGAAAUAUUGUAUAAAGAAACCACUCAGCGCGACGAGUCGGGUCGCUAUAUUGUACGAUUGCCCAAACAGACCGACUUCACGGAAAAGCUUGGCCUGUCUAAAACUACUGCUUUGAGACGCUUCGAGCUGCUGGAGAGGAGGCUAGAACGCAACCCACAGCUCAAGGAAGACUAUCAUGCCUUCAUGAAGGAGUAUUUGGAGCUGGAGGAGACAUCAGAUGAUGAAGGGACUGAGUAUGCGCUUGCACGUGCAGCCCUGAAACGAAACUUUUACGUGGACGACUUCAUUGGUGGUGCCAAUAACGUUCGCGAAGCUGUUCAGCUGCGUAAGGAGUUAUCAGCGCUACUUGCCAAAGGUGGGUUUGAGUUGCGCAAGUGGACCUCAAACAAUCUGAGCGUGCUCUCCGGCUUAAGCACCGAGUAUAUCGGCACACACUCAUCGCUGCAUUUUUUACCCAACGAGACGGUCAAAGCACUCGGCAUCUCGUGGAAGCCUGAAUCGGAUGAGCUGUGUUUUGAAUCCAACACUGAGGCUGAUGAAGCCACGUCCACCAAGCGAUCUAUUUUGUCGAGCAUUGCCAAAAUGUACGAUACGCUCGGAUUGAUAGCACCGAUGAUCGUGCGUGCUAAGAUGCUGAUGCAGGAGCUAUGGUUACUCAAAUCCGGCUGGGAUGAACCUGUUCCUAAUCACAUCUGUAAAAAAUGGAAGGCGAUUCAGAGCGACUGGAAAAAGUUAUCCGAGUACAGGACUAACCGUUACGCUCUCUUACCAGAUACAACAGUAGAAUUUCACACAUUUACCGAUGCUUCGGAGGCCGCCUACGGAGCAUGUAUCUACGCUCGUUGUGAAAACGCGGCGGGAGAAGUCCGCAUCAGCCUAUUAGCUUCGAAGUCUCGAGUGGCACCACUGAAGCGCGUCACGUUGCCGAGGCUUGAACUAAGCGCAACUGUCCUGGGCGCCCAUCUGCAUCAUCGCGUCAAGGAGGCAAUGCAGAUCGUGUGCGCCGAAUCGUUUUUCUGGUCCGACUCAACAUUGACGCUAAAAUGGAUUGCGUCACCUCCCAACUCCUGGAAGACGUUCGUGGCAAAUCGAGUAGCUGAGGUGCAAUACUACUCUCAUCCAAGGCAAUGGAGGCACGUUCCUGGCACAUCCAAUCCUGCUGACUUGGUUUCCCGAGGCAUGUCGGCAGCACACUUCACGCAGAAUCAGCUUUGGAAUAACGGUCCAGAUUGGCAUGUGCUACCUUCGUCCCAUUGGCCCAGCUCAGAUCCAGAACCAAGCGAUGAGGCGGACCUAGAAACACGCCAGGUGAGUGCCGCUUUAGUUUGUACACCAACUCAUCCAUGGUUUGGCAUUUCUUCAUCCUUCACCAGAAUGGUACGCAUCAUUGCAUACUGCAUACGGUUUGUGCGCAACACCAAGCAGAAGGCGCGAUCCCAGCGACCGAUACCGCACACCAAUGCAUCUAAGACGAUCACGCCCGAGUACGUGGAUGCUGCAAAAACUGUGCUUUGCCGAAUAGCCCAGCAUGAUGCAUUUUCCGCGGAAAUCAAGCAGCUAAAAAAGGGAGAAGCAUUGAUGAAACAAUCACCUUUACGAAAACUUACCCCAUUCCUGGAUACAGAGGAAGUAAUACGGGUGGGAGGACGAUUGAACUUGUCGCAACUACCGUAUCAGUCCAAGCAUCCAGCUGUUCUACCGAAGAACCACAAAUUCACCCGUCUGCUUGCGGAAGAUUACCACGAAGAGCUGAAACAUGCUAGUGGAAGGCUAUUGCUAUCUCGCAUUAGAGAGCUGUAUUGGCCACUGGACGGACGUCGCUUGGUGAAAAGCAUCUCAAGGAACUGCUUCCGCUGUGUUCGGCAAGAUCCCGCACUCGCACAGCAGCCGGUUGGCCAGCUUCCACCAUCCCGCAUCACACCGAGCCGACCGUUUUCUGUAACCGGAGUGGACUACGCCGGUCCAUUCUAUUUGAAGCCAGCGCACCGGAAGGCAGCAGCUACUAAGAGCUAUCUGUGCGUUUUCGUGUGUUUCGCUACGAAAGCUGUGCAUUUGUAA
Molecule: messenger RNA, 2457 nt
Organism: Anopheles gambiae (African malaria mosquito)
Lineage: Eukaryota; Metazoa; Arthropoda; Insecta; Diptera; Culicidae
Exons: 3
Coding region: 1-2457 (818 amino acids)
Molecular function (GO): nucleic acid binding
Source: RefSeq, a predicted model, not a curated record